Messenger RNA from Cotesia glomerata, 4854 nucleotides. RefSeq names its product AT-rich interactive domain-containing protein 1B-like. The transcript has 6 exons. The record is from RefSeq and is a predicted model, not a curated record. The coding region runs from base 2638 to 4419 and encodes 593 amino acids. Lineage: Eukaryota; Metazoa; Arthropoda; Insecta; Hymenoptera; Braconidae.
CCUGAUCUCAGUUAAAUUUAAAAUCACAAUGAAAAACCUGUGUUUUACUGCUCCUAAAAAUGUAAUUUGUUUGUAAACAUUCCAUAACAUGGACCAUAUAAUUUUAACGAUGAUACUCCUAUUUGUUGGCAUGUGCAACUGUGUACCCAUGAACGAAAAAAAAAAUAUGUAGAUCACACUUUGUACCAAUGAGAGAGUGUCUGCGUCUGGUUCUGGUAUCUGGUAUGGUGUAACGGCGACCGGGUAGUAGCAGUAUGCCCCAGCACUCUCCAUAUGGUGCUAAACUCACACUAUUUAUAUAAUGCAUAACAGUAUAAUACUAGUACUCGUGAUAGUGUUGUCAAUCGACCGAGAAAGAGGUGUAUACAAUAAAAUAAUGGAUGUUGAAGCUAAACAAGUACAGAGGAUAGGACCAGUAGAGACACAGAUACAGAGAAGUGCAUACUAUAAGCGAUACGAGACACGAGGAGAGCGAGCUAGAGGAGAGAGAAUCCGGCCUGGCGCGUCACCGUCAGUAGCGGCGUGCAUGCGUCGCGACGGUUAGACGGUAUUGCGAGCAGAGGUAGAGCUGGUGGAGUUUUAGCAGUAUAGAGUACAGAGGAGAGCGAGAGUACCAAGGUGGGUUGCGGGUUGCGGGCGGCAGAGUGUAAGAGCAGUGGAGAGAGACAGACUAGAAGCCAGCGAAAUGUCAGGAAAACUACCAACGUCCUCCUGGUUAUCUUGCUCGUCGUCGCGCCACGGCGGAGACCUACCUAGUGGGCGUUGUUAUCACACCACCAGCUCCAGUAGUUUGUUGUCAUCUAAGUUGUCAUCAUCUCCAUUGACGAGGGUCUCAUCAUCAUCACCAUCAUUGUUAUUGUCAUCAUCAUCAUUGGUGACUUUAAGGAUCACCAGACCCAGCCGACUUGCCAGGACGUCAAACCCGAAUUAUUUUGCCAAGUACCCGCCUGGGGAGGAGGUGUCGUUGACCACCAUCUACAAUUCCAGUCACAGUAUAGACUUGAUUACACGCCGCUGAGUAUGAGGGGGAGAAUGGGGAUGUCGAUGUUCAGUUACCGCUUGCGUCUUCGACAUUGAUCUCCUAUCACACAUCACACACUUAACUGCUUUGCGUUAUAUAUUACAUUAACUGUAUGUACAUAUUUUGUUCUGCGACGACAACAUAAAUUCUAUCAACCGCGAGUAUCUUAUAAAUUACCAAGAAAAGUUUGAAUUGCAGACGAGGUAAAAUACUGCAUCAAAAUAUACCAUCAGUUAAGUGUGAAUCUGUAUUAAAUAUAUUAAUAAAUAAAUAAAUAAAACCGGAUAUCGUGCAUCGAUAAAAAUAUUAAUAUUAAUAUUGAAUAAAUAUAUGCUUAAUAUUUUAUAAUUGUGGAGGUAAAUUGCUUUGAAGAUUUUAAUCGGUGAUCAGUGAUAUAUCAAGGAAAGGUAGAUAUUAUAGAUAAGAAGUUUUAUAAUUAAAUACAAUACGGAGAAAAAUAAAUUUGUAUAAUUAAAUCUUUUGAUUUAUUUAAUAUUUACAGUUACAAUUCCACGUGUGCUGUGUUGUUGUUUUUGUUAUUGCUGAGAAGAAUAGAAGAGAUGAUAAUAAAAGAGUAGAAAGCUAAGAAUUUAUUUAUAUAAAAAUAAUGAAUUAAAUGUUUGUAAGUAAGUAAAGGAUAAAAAAAGUUAAAUGGAGGAAAAAUUUCGUAAAAGGAAAAAGUGCUGGUAUGUUUUAUUUGGAGGGGAUCGAUUCUACACUGGUAACAUCCUUGAUAAAAUAUAAAAUUUAGCUAGUGGUCGCGGUUUUUAUCUGGUAGUGAAAGCUCGUGUAAGAGCUAAGAGCUGUUCGCACGGUACUCGUGUGACGACGGGGUAAUCCCUUGGACAGAAAACUCUCCGUACCGGCGUCGUUGAUCCCUUCAGCGUUGACCUCGCGCAACUUGGCUACAGCAUCUGGCUGGUUGGCAGCCGAGCACACCACGCAGAGCCAGAGCCAGCUCUGAAGGAUUGGAGUAGAGGGAGAUCGAUGCCUCAAAGACUGCUGCUGCUGCUGCUGCUGCCUAGUUCAAGAGAAUCCACGACUCUCGCGUCAAUCUGUCAGCCGUUGAGCGGCAAUCCACAUCUAAACAUCCCAGUGUGAUAAUGACUCGUUGGAAAAUAAUGCCGCCUAUUUUUAAAUCUACUGCUAAUACAAACGAUAAUAAUUAUUAUUUUAAAAAUAUCAAUCAUACUGAUAACAAUAAUAAUAAUAAUAAUAAAAUUAAAAUUAAAUUAAUAAUCACAAUAAAUAAUUAUAAUAAAUUUAAAAUAACACCAACACUUGUCGUUAUAUAGUUUUGGCGGGUUUAUUUCAACAACGCCGGUUCCGUUUUCAAGGGAUGUUUUUGAUGAGGGAUUGCAAUACAAGUUUAUAAUUAUUAAUAAAAAAUCAUUGGAAUAAUUAAUAAUACAGUGGCCAAUUUCCUCGUAUCUUCCAUUGAUAAAAAGUGUUUAUGGAUGCAGACGUUUAAAACUUUAAAAGCACUUCCUGUAUUAACCAACAAUAAUAAACAACAGAUAAAGAAUAAUAAGAAAUACAAAUAGCAAGUUUGAGGUUUUUAUUACGGAUAUUAUUUAUUGUUUGAAGAUAAAGUUUGUUACUGUAAUACAAGAAAGAUGGAUUGUUGUAAUUACGUGCAACCGUAUCACCCUGGACACAGUAAUUUUUAUCAGCAACAGCAAUUUUGUUAUGACAACAUGACCGGCUACGCGACAACCUCCACGGCCUAUGGUACGGCUCCGAUUUCUGAUUCGAUCGAAGUUAAUGCCCGAUACGCCAGGCUCCAGGCUGCCUAUCCGACAGAUUACGUGUACAACCCGAAGGAAGCUCGACUUCGAAAAGCGAUGCGUGAGCAGUGUCGCGAAUUAUCGCGGCAAUCUAUUCUUCAGAGUACAGUUACGACGACGAGCGGCAAUGCCUCGGCAACUGGUGCAAAUAGUACUAAUGGAUCUGUUGGCGAACGUGGAGUAGCUGGAGUUGGAAGCGGAGGUGGAGGAGGCGGAGGAGGAGGAAACAGGAGUGGAAGUGCCGGUGUUGAGAUUUCGGGAUCCGGUAAUUUUCUAAGUCACUCGAUGUCUUCUGGUGCGUCACUGGCCCCAGCAGCCGCAGUCAGUGUUUCUUCAUUACCUUCCAGCAGUUCAGGGUACAACUCCGGGAGGAUCAUCAACCCCUGGUUCCCGGUCGGUCACACCGGACCUGCUAGUCACAUCAAGCCAAUGCUCUCGCAUCGGGUCAUGCAGGCCCACCAGCGAACGUUCGAUAAGACCAAAGAGGUUUUGAGAAAGCAACCCGAGUGCGCCGGUGCUUUUUCCGCAGCCUCCGCCGCGGCGGCGUCGUGUUACCCCGGUGAUUUUACUGUUCACGGAGCGCCCACGCAGGCGGCUAGUGACACGAGUGUCGGUGGCCUCGAGAGCAACGAUUAUUGUAGCGGUGGCGGUAUCGGGGAAUUCUCCGAUGCCCAGAAGUGGCAUCCUUACCAAAGUACUGCUGCUUAUCAUGCUAGAGGACCAAUUAAUAAAAUGACAAGUCGUCAUGCCAUGCAAAGUAUUAACACACAUGGUCAUGGACCCUGGAAUCAAUUUUGCGGCGUUCCAUUGUUUUCUAUGGCUGCCCAAAAUCAAAUGGUUCGUGGUCCGAGACACAUGGUCUUCCUCCAAGACCAGCAAGAACGGCACUGUGGAUAUCCUGAUGAAAUGCCAAUGAAUUAUAUGACUAAUAAAAUAGAUAGUCACCGAUUGCAGCCUAGUUACACACAAAAUUAUCAAGAAACCGAAAAGUGUAUCGAAGAUGCACCCAGGUGGGAGCCGCCUUCUGCCGAGCCGGCGAUAACAAACUUGGUGAGCUCUCCCCGGGAGCAAGAGCGUGAAAGGGUCAGAGAAAAGCACCCACCUAAAAAGGAGGAGCCUAACAAUAAGGAGUAUCAAGAGAAUGUUGAACCGCAGGCAAAAACUCCGCGCAAACAACCUCUCCCAGGGUUCCAUCAAGCUUUUGGUUCCACGGAGAUCGGAAGGUUCUCGAGAUCUGAAUUUUUCGCCAGCAUGGUUGGCGAUAAUAAUGUCAGCAGCUCUGGAAGUGUCCCCAGCAGCACCAGUAGCAGCGCAAUUGGAGUCGGAGUUGUCGGUAGUAAUAGUAACGGAGUAAGUAAAAAUCGCAAUUCUAGUAUCGAUACAUCGUCGGACAUCAACAGUCAGUCGUCAAGAGUAGAUUCAGUAGAUCUUGAAUCAUUGUCGAACCCGUCGGAUGACGUUAUUACCAGCGACGAUGUUGAUAAUACGCCACCGGAUAAUUUUAAUAGCUUGUCUAGUUUGUCGACGAUGACGAGCCACUUCGACAGUGUCAGAACAACAAUGCCCAGGUGGCAUAGUCCUUACAUUAGUGCUAUAGGCAGUCAAAUAUAAUUUUAUUGUUCACCUUGUUUAUAUUUAGUAAAUUUUAAUAUCAUUUUAUUAACUAAUUAUAUCAUAAUUAUCAUUUAUAAUGAUAUGAUGGUGAUUAAAAGUUUUAAGAUAAAAUUUAUGCAUAUUGCAUUUUAUUGACAUUGAUAUAUGAGUUGUCUUGUGUAUCGUAGACUUGUCAUGUUAACAUGAAACUUAAAAAUAAUAAAAUAUAUACUGUCUUUUUAGACACGAAACUGUGAGUUAUAUCAUGUGAACUCGAUUCCAAUUAGGUGAUACAUGAAAAUAUACAUAUGUAAUAUAUAUACAGAGACAUAAAUAUAUAUAUGUUUCGUUGAAAGUUUAUAUGAGACAGACAACUUUAUAAUAAUUGAAAGAUUUUUAUUUAAAGGUUUAUUUAUUCUUAGACGGUAUCCUCUUUUUUAUUAAAUUUAAUAA